CUGAGUGCCCUCAGACGACCUGCACACUCUUUCCAUCUUAAAACAACUUUUAUAUCCUUGAAAGGAUGGAGGAGAAUGGAGGAAAACCGCAUCAGAAGCAUUACGGGCUGGUUUCGUCAGCACUUUGGAAAACAAAGAAAUGAUUUGGAGCAAGUCAAACCCAGUAAAUGUUCUCAGGCGUCCUCCUCUUACUCCAUCUCAGAUCAGCCCCUGCCCUCCGUGCUCUCCUCCUCUUUCCGCUCCUCUCUCAGAUUUGACGUCUUCGUGUGUCACAACGAUGAGGACAGUGAUCUAGCACAGAGUCUGGCCUCUUUCCUUGAAGCACCGUCUAACGGCCUGCGCUGUUACCUGCAGGAGCGGGACUGUCCCGCAGGAGGCGCUGUGUCCACUGAGCUGCUCCAGGCCGUGCAGGACAGUCACUGCUGGCUGUUACUCCUCACUCCCAACUUUGUGAAGGAUGACUGGUGCUCGUAUCAGAUGCACCAGGUUCUGUCUGAAGGGCCCAUGUCACAGAGGAUCAUCCCGGCUCUAGUGAACAUGCCCAGAUCACAGCUCCCACCCGAACUGCGCUUCCUUUUUACUGUGGAUCUGAACACGAACAAAGAGUUCGGCUACACUCUAGUCUACAAGGCGGUACUUCAUUAUUUGAAGGACAUGUCUGAGAAGGACAAGUCCAGCAGUGCGUCUCAUUCUGACGGCUAAGAACAGAUCAGCAUUCAUUAACUGUAUUGACUGCAAUGACAAGAUUCUUCACUUCCAAGCUGCAUCGUAGUUCUCUCCGUCUAAUGUCUCAGAGAUCUCAAAAUUAAAAUUAAAGAUGAAUAAUGUCAAAAAAAAAAAGGAAAAUUCUUUCAUCGUUUACUCACCCUC
Molecule: messenger RNA, 870 nt
Organism: Carassius carassius (crucian carp)
Lineage: Eukaryota; Metazoa; Chordata; Actinopteri; Cypriniformes; Cyprinidae
Product: toll/interleukin-1 receptor domain-containing adapter protein-like
Exons: 4
Coding region: 76-702 (208 amino acids)
Biological process (GO): signal transduction
Source: RefSeq, a predicted model, not a curated record